Messenger RNA from Chiroxiphia lanceolata (lance-tailed manakin), 2588 nucleotides. RefSeq names its product solute carrier family 16 member 9 (gene SLC16A9). The record is from RefSeq and is a predicted model, not a curated record. Gene Ontology annotation, molecular function: monocarboxylic acid transmembrane transporter activity. The transcript has 8 exons. NCBI's taxonomy places the organism in Eukaryota, Metazoa, Chordata, Aves, Passeriformes, Pipridae. Bases 333 to 1856 code for a protein of 507 amino acids. Gene Ontology annotation, biological process: transmembrane transport; monocarboxylic acid transport.
GCGCCGGGAUGCGGGGCUGUCCCGGCUCCCGGGGGCGGCUCCUGCCCCGCGCCCCACGGGCCGCCCGCCCGCAGUGCUCCGGAGCAGGGCUGUGGGCUGGCCCCCGAGGGCGUGGGGAGAGGCGAGGCGAGGCGAGCCGGGGUCUAUAAGAGGCCAUCCAUCUCCACGGAGGACUUGGCCAAGGAGCACGGACCGGUUGAGGGAGCGGAUGCCGACGGGAGCCCUCGCAGGUUGUGAUGGGUAGUUGCCACGUGAAGUUACAUUUGUAGGAAGCUGAAGGACUUCUUUUGUCAUCAUCUGUUCUGCCCGUCCCUCUGCACUCCUCUGACAAGAUGGUAUUUCGGAAACCACCCGAUGGUGGCUGGGGCUGGGUGAUUGUUCUCGUUUCCUUCUUCACCCAGUUCCUGUGUUACGGAUCACCGCUGGCGGUGGGAGUCUUGUAUUUAGAAUGGCUGGAUGCCUUCGGAGAAGGGAAAGGCAAGACUGCUUGGGUUGGAUCCCUAGCAAAUGGAAUCGGAUUGCUUGCCAGUCCUGUCUGCAGUAUAUGUGUGUCAUCUUUUGGAGCAAGACCAGUAGCUAUCUUCAGUGGCUUUAUGGUGGCCGGGGGCCUCAUGAUGAGCAGUUUUGCACCUAACAUAUACUUUCUAUAUGUUUCAUAUGGGAUAGUUGUUGGUCUUGGAUGUGGCCUUUUGUACACUGCAACAGUUACCAUCACUUGCCAGUAUUUUGACAAACGCAGAGGCCUUGCACUCGGUCUGAUUUCAACAGGCUCAAGUGUUGGUCUCUUCAUAUAUGCAGCAUUGCAAAGAGAGCUUAUUGAGCUAUAUGGACUGGAUGGUUGUCUGCUAAUAGUUGGUGCUCUGUCUCUAAAUAUAUUGGCAUGUGGCAGCCUAAUGAGACCAUUGGAGUCAUCAGGUUCUCCUCCACCGGAAAAACCGUGUGUAGACAAAGUCCCAGAUCAAUAUUUUGUUUACCAUGAAAAAGAAAAGACCGUUGAAGAAAAUAUAAGCAUCCUUGAAAAGGGCUACAUUGAUGAAAAAUGUGUGAACAAUGUGCCUGACUGCAAACAGGAUAGCAUUUUAAAUAAGAAUGUAUUGAGCUCGAUAAAUGUAAAUGAGAAAGACACUUAUAAAAAGAAAGUUGUAGAACAGACAAACUUCUGCAAGCAACUUGCCAAAAGGAAGUGGCAGCUCUAUUUGACCUACUGGAAGGAAACCAUGGUUCUUUUUAAGAACAAAGUAUUUUCAGCUCUCUUUGUUGCCAUCUUGCUCUUUGAUAUUGGUGGAUUUCCUCCUUCUCUGCUCAUGGAAGAUGUAGCAAGAAGUGCAAACAUUAAUGAAGAUGACUAUUAUAUGCCCCUCAUUUCCAUUAUUGGCAUUAUGACUACUGUUGGCAAACUUAUUUUAGGAAUACUGGCAGAUUUCAAGUGGGUUAACACUUUAUAUCUAUAUGUAACUACCUUAUUAGUGACAGGAGUGGCCUUGUUUGCAAUUCCAUUUGCCAAAAGUUACCUGACAUUAGCAAUGCUUUCUGGGAUUUUGGGUUUUCUGACUGGGAACUGGUCAAUUUUUCCAUAUGUAACAACAAAGACUGUGGGAAUUGAGAAGCUGACUCAUGCAUACGGGAUAUUGAUGUUCUUCGCUGGACUCGGAAACAGCCUUGGACCACCAAUUGUAGGUUGGUUUUACGACUGGACACAGGAGUACGACACCGCAUUCUACUUCAGUGGCUUUUGUGUCUUACUGGGUGGAUUUCUCCUACUGUUGGCAGCGUUGCCCUGCUGGAAUGCCUGCACCAACCAGAGCUCAAAGCUGCCUCCAAAUUCUUACUCCUACAAAGUUGCAUCUAGCGCUUAGGUGACAACUGGAAAACACUUUGCGCCUUUUUAUAUUAUAUAGCAAAGUAUUUUAGUAAUUUUCCACUUAUUUAUGAAGCCCACAAAUCCUCUUCUACUAUAAAAAUUCCAUUGUUGCUUGUUCUUGUUGUUUAGUUCCUUCUUCUUCUUUUAUUUCUUUUUUUUUUGAUGUUAUUUUUAAAAACAGUCUUAUUUUGUCUACUGUGCACUGUGUUUCCAGCCUUUGUCUACUGUAAUUUCCUUUUACCCUGUAAGGGGUAUGUUCUGCUGUAUUAUCAGUACUUUUUUUAAGGGGGGUGGUAUGGAGGGGUGAAAACUUUGAAGCAAAAAUGAAGGCCUGUUCCUUAUGGAAGAAGGUUGGCAUUUCUGUCACCUUUUUUAGGUCUCCAAGUUGCACAAUCAGGCUUUACAAAACAACAAUUUGCCUUAUUAGAAUGUAAUACUGUGGCGAGGUGCUUUUAACAUCAUGCUUAGAUUAACUUUUUGUCUUUUUAAAGUCUGUGCAAUUUACAAUGAAGUGCCAGUUGCAGGAGGGAGAAGAGGGGAAACAAAUCAACCUUAUGUUGCAUAACUGAAGUGAACAUUAUGAUGAAAGUAAAGAUUCUUACUAUCACUACAACUAAGAACUGUGUUUAUAAAUAUUGCACAUUUUGUGAAGUCUGUUUAUAAAACUGUCGAACCAAAACAUUUUAAACCAAGGAAUAAAUGUGAUUGUUGAAACCGUGAAAAGAAA